Molecule: messenger RNA, 4014 nt
Organism: Oncorhynchus gorbuscha (pink salmon)
Lineage: Eukaryota; Metazoa; Chordata; Actinopteri; Salmoniformes; Salmonidae
Gene: zic1
Product: zic family member 1 (odd-paired homolog, Drosophila)
Exons: 3
Coding region: 389-1720 (443 amino acids)
Biological process (GO): central nervous system development; regulation of transcription by RNA polymerase II
Cellular component (GO): nucleus
Molecular function (GO): RNA polymerase II cis-regulatory region sequence-specific DNA binding; DNA-binding transcription factor activity, RNA polymerase II-specific
Source: RefSeq, a predicted model, not a curated record
UUUGGUCCCCCCUUCCUCUCCAUUCAUCAGGGGUGGACUGUGUUGUCUUUUCAAUUCAUUUAUCUGCAGGAAUGAUUGCGACUAUCAGUCUGAAGCUCACCGCCUGACUGGGGAGGUGAAAGUUUCGCCACAGGAAGAUAAACCGCAAAAUACAAUAUUGUACAUGAUUUGCGUGUGCAUCGGAUGCGAAUUAGUGUGGGGGAAAAUUCCACUCUUGUUUUAGGUAAAUAGAAAACCGGUGGAUUGGAGUUUGUACUCCUCUGUAAGGUCUGAGAGAGACUUUUGCAUAAAGAGAGAAAGCGAGAGAAGUAUAGGAGUGAGAGAAUAACUGUUCGUGAUUUUUUAUUUCUGCUCUCAGUCGCCUCAUUGAGUUGUAGACUGCCGGAAGAUGCUUCUGGAUGCAGGACCCCAGUACCCCACCAUAGGAGUCACUACGUUCGGCUCCUCAAGGCAUCACUCAACAGGCGAAGUCACAGAAAGAGAAGUGGCUUUGGGCAUAAAUCCGUUCGCAGACGGGAUGGGAGCUUUUAAAAUCAACCACAGCUCCCACGACCUGGGCUCCGGCCAGACGGCGUUCUCCUCCCAGGCUCCCGGCUACGCUGCUGCCGCCCUGGGUCACCACCACCACCCGACACACGUCAGCUCCUACUCUACCGCAGCCUUCAACUCCACCCGGGACUUUCUCUUCAGAAACCGGGGCUUCGGGGAUGCCACCAGCGCGCAGCACAGCCUGUUUGCCUCGGCAGCGGGAAGUUUUGCAGGGCCACAUGGACACUCCGAUGCCGCCGGGCACCUGCUCUUCCCGGGACUCCACGAGCAAGCCGCAAGUCAUGCAUCAUCAAAUGUCGUCAACAGCCAGAUGCGGCUUGGCUUUACCGGGGACAUGUACGGCCGGGCUGACCAGUACGGCCACGUUACGAGCCCCCGCUCCGACCACUACGCCUCCUCCCAGCUGCACGGCUAUGGCCCUAUGAACAUGAACAUGGCGGCUCACCACGGGGCAGGGGCCUUCUUCCGAUACAUGAGGCAGCCCAUCAAACAAGAGCUCAUCUGUAAGUGGGUCGAGCCCGAACAGUUGUCGAACCCCAAAAAGGCUUGCAACAAAACGUUCAGCACGAUGCACGAGCUCGUGACCCACCUGACAGUGGAGCAUGUCGGUGGACCGGAGCAGUCUAACCAUAUCUGCUUCUGGGAAGAGUGCGUCCGAGAAGGAAAACCAUUUAAAGCCAAGUACAAACUGGUAAAUCAUAUCAGAGUGCACACCGGAGAGAAACCAUUCCCGUGUCCCUUCCCCGGCUGUGGAAAAGUGUUUGCCCGAUCGGAGAACCUGAAGAUCCACAAAAGGACACACACUGGCGAAAAACCUUUCAAGUGUGAGUUUGAGGGCUGCGACAGACGGUUUGCCAACAGCAGCGACCGGAAGAAACACAUGCACGUCCAUACAUCUGACAAGCCUUAUCUCUGCAAGCAAUGCGACAAGUCCUACACACAUCCAAGCUCUCUGCGGAAACACAUGAAGGUUCACGAGGCUACCACGCAAGGACCCCAACCGUCACCAGCGGCCAGUUCCGGGUACGAAUCGUCCACGCCGCCCACCAUCGUGUCCCCGUCCACAGAGAACCAUAAUUCCAGUUCCAUAUCACCGGCAACCUCGACAGUACACCACACGACCAGUCACCACACCACGCUGUCGUCAAAUUUUAACGAAUGGUACGUGUAAAACAUUUUCACAAAGACUGCAGAAAUAGGACUGCUUGGAAUCAAAGACUUUGAAAGUCAGUCUAUUAUGCGUGGACAGAGAAAAAUACGAGGAAGCCAAAAUGGUUGGUUAAUGGCUACAGAGAGAGAGAGACAGAGUGAUGCAUGGACAAGGUGCACGACCAGCUACCAAGUUAAAGUUUUUUAAACACCCCCCCCCCCCCCACCCUCGGCUCUUUUUUGAAAGACUGCACGCAAGAUAUCUCAAUGCAUGCUAUCUGCGGUUCGUGGCCUGAUUUUCUUUGUACAUAAAGAUUCACAGUUCAAACGUGUUAUAUUUUAUUUUGUAAAUAGUUAUAUCACAGUUUAAGGGGCAUUUGUGAAAACGUGGUCCCUAGAUAUAUGGAAAAUGAGAUGGUUUUACCAAUAAUAUUGCGAUGACUAGUGUUGAUUGAACAGAAUGUUGUAGAUGAUGUGUACCCCAAUGUGAAUUACUCAGUAUAACUUCCGUCUCCACUAUGACGUCGACCUUACCGACUAUUAGUCUAUUAAUGUGCUUUUGUAUUUGGUACCACAUUCCGUCUACGGUCCAGUUGGAGUAGCACAGUACUUACCAUUGCUGUUAUUUAAUGUCAUGUCGAUAAAUCGUGUAGUGAAAGCCUGAAACUCCGUGUCAAUCUGUUUAUGUACGUGAUAAAAUAUUUUAAAAAACUAUUUGUCCAUUACCUUGAUAAUGUCAAGGCAGUAUUACCUACAUGUAUAUAGCUCAAUUUUCCAUAUUUAUCCGCAUGUAAAGGGGAACGUUAGAAAUGAUCGGGAUUUAUGGAGAAAUACGCUCUUAUGUAGAAUUUAGUCUACACAAAAUGUUUGGUUACAUUUCGUACUAUAUUAAAGCAUAAAAAAAUACAACCAACUAUUGUCUUCCAAUAUGUUUUGUCUCUCAUAGCCUACUGUCUAAAUAUGACUGGACAUCAAAAUGACUGUUUCGUGAUUACCUAUGUAUACCAUUAUCAUUAACAACACAGUUAAAUAGAGAACUAGGCAUUUAGUAAAGCAUGAUAAGCCUAUAUGAGGUAUUAUAUUGAAAUAACUAUCAUACUAAAUAACCGUUUUAAAUGACAUGUUCACAGGGGCACAAAUCAAAGAGGUGGUGCGCAUUUCAUAACACACGAAUAUCAAUGAAGUGACAUCAUAUGCGGACCGUCUUAUCAGGCUCGGCUUAUCAGGCUCGUCUUAUCAGGCUCGGCUUAUCAGGCUCGUCUUAUCAGGCUCGGCUUAUCAGGCUCGGCUUAUCAGGCUCGGUUUAUCAGGCUCGGUUUAUCAGGCUCGGCUUAUCAGGCUCGGCUUAUCAGGCUCGGUUUAUCAGGCUCGGCUUAUCAGGCUCGGUUUAUCAGGCUCGGCUUAUCAGGCUCGGCUUAUCAGGCUCGGCUACUGCUCUAUCACCCGCUUAUCGAAGGGCACCACCUCAAUCACAUCAUGCUGCCUUUUUAGGCUUGCACAAUCCAAUUCAGUAAUACGAAAUUAAUGUUAAGUAAUUUCAUUAUUCCUGUCCUUGUCUCCUGUUAAUCCAUAAUUAACAUACCAGUCCUUGCCCUCGAGUAAUUCGCGAAUGUAAACGGUUAAUCGUGACGGAUAUAAUUAUCAGUCUGUGUAAACGAAAUUGUUUAUGUUUUUACUUAAUUGUUUGUCGAUGUAAUUCAGUUUCCCCAAAGCUAGCUGUGUCAGAUGGAUGUCAUAGUGCCGAGGAAGUGUUGGGACUUCUGGAGUCAGUGUUGUAGUCUUUGUUCCGUGGUGUAGCCAGCCUGGUUGACCGGACCAUUAGGCAGGGUUCACGUCAACAGACAGACGCCAGUGAUCACCAGCCUGGCCUGCGUCGUUAACACUGCCAGUGCGCUAAAGCGACACAGAAUAGAAUCAUAUAAUCCCCGAUCUGUCAGUCUGCAGCUGACAACAUGACACGUUGGACAGGCCGAAAAAUGACGAAACAAUUCUAACAGAAAAGACGAAGACAAAUGGCCUGCACACAAUGUUCAAUUCAUCAGUCAUCAGUAACAAUCCUCACGCAGUGUGUUUAUGUGUGUGUUUUUUUUUACAUAUAGUUUACAGUAAUACUACGGGCCUAAACAUUUUCUCUGAAAUAAGAUUUGAAAUAAGAUCUGUUUUUUAAAAUUAAAAUGAUUUGCAAUCGUAAAGGAUGGAACUAAGAGUUGAAAUAUGAUCUGUUUUUAUAAAAUACGUUACCAUGGUCCAGGAUGAAAUAGAAGAAUUACUAUGUGUUUUUCCAAGUCCAUAUAAAACAUUUGAUUGAAAAUGUAA